Messenger RNA from Aspergillus sclerotioniger CBS 115572, 1470 nucleotides. Its product is annotated as DUF3431 domain-containing protein. The transcript has 4 exons. Lineage: Eukaryota; Fungi; Ascomycota; Eurotiomycetes; Eurotiales; Aspergillaceae. The record is from RefSeq and is a predicted model, not a curated record. The coding region runs from base 227 to 1189 and encodes 320 amino acids.
ACGCACUUCCUUCCCUUGCUCUUUCCCUUCUCUUGUUCGGCUGCGCGCAAAAUGGCGGAUGACGCGACUUAAGCCUCGUCGUCGAUUCAUGCCUCCUUCGUGAUACCCUCAUUGUGUCUGCUGCCCCCUUUUUUCCACUCCCCUCCCUUCCCCCUCCUCCCUCCCUCCGGGUUUAUAUCCCCUCCCCUCGCUCCGUCGCCUCUCCACCCCCCGAGAGGCCAUCCCGAUGUCGAAGAGGCGGCUGUUUCGCUGGCCUGCCCGCCGCACCGCCGGCCUGGGAUGUCUAGCACUACUGGUCACCUCGGUGGUCUCAUGGUAUCUCUAUGGCGGACAGCCCGAAGAGCCCCAGCCAGUCCCCCAAAUCCAGCCCGACACCGACCACGAAAUUGUGACUUCCCAACUGGCCGAAAUCACCGCGACUUACAGUAACGCAACGAAUGAAAUUGGGCUCGUAUUAGCGGCCACCGUCAGAGAAGACCUCACCUGGCUCCUCAAUUACUGCAAGGACCACGGCACAAUCCCCUUCAUCUACACGACCGACGAACCCCCCGCCCCGCACCUCCUCGUCCCUCGUACGAUCCGCGGCCGCGAAGCCGCCGCCUACCUCUCCUUCGUGGUCGACUUUUACUCUCAACUUCCCAAGUACACCAUCUUUAUCCACUCCAACCUCGAUCAAUGGCACAAUGAUCUCUUCGGCACGCACACCAGUCCGGCACUGAAGAACCUCCGACUUGAGGCUGUCGACGCGCAGGGGUACGUGAACCUGCGAUGCGAGCACAACCCAGGAUGUCCGACAAGCGUGCAUCCCUGGAACCCGACACAGAUCGACAUUGAGAAAGACGACAUUCGCGCAUACUUCCCCCAGGUGUAUCAGACGUUGCUGAAUGUACCGCUGGAUCAAGUGCCCGAGCAUAUCGGAAAUGUGUGUUGCGGUCAGUUUGCGGUCAGUCGGGAGCGGAUUCUGCAGCGCCCGCGCGAGGAUUACGAGCGGAUGUUGCGGUGGGCGGAAGAGACAGAUCUGACGGACAGCUUUGGAGUUGGUUGGGUGUACGAGAAAAUCUGGCAUAUCAUUUUCGGAAUGGACAUGAUAUAUUGUCCCCGGUACGAGCAAUGCCGGUGUGAUACAUACGGAUGGUGUGGACCGUUGGCGUCGGGCGAGACACUGCAGGCAGUGCGAGCGAAGUCAUAAUUUAAUGGGAUGAUUGUUAAUGCAUGAUGUAUACUAUCAUGAUUGGGGAUAUCAGGAUGCAUUAUUGGUUUGGUUUGGUUUGAUAUGAUUCUUGAUCUAAUUGUACAGUUAGAUGUUCUUUAAAUUCUUGGAACUAUUGACGUCCGUUCAGGUAUAUACCAUAAAUCUAGUUUAUUUCGCAGGGAGUAUCAUUCCAUCAUUCUUCCCGUCAUGCAGGAGAUCCGUUGCUACUCAUGAUUAAUAGGCUGCUGAUGCGUCCCUCGCACGGGUCCAGCAUCCAA